CAAAAUAUUUUUCCUGAUUUUACAUUGCAUAUUCUCGUAUAACUCCACAGAUAAAAAAAUGAGCGUAGCCGUGAAACACAAUGUCCAUGUAAGUUUAAUAAGAUUUCAGUGAUUUGUAAUCGAGAUAAUUUUUGUCGUGUGUCUGCUGUUCGUGAACAGGUACAAUGAAUAUUUAAAACUCACCUAUGUGUUAUUCCGCGAACAAAUUGGUAAAGCAAGUUCGGAUGAAAAUAAAACUAAAAAUCGGAUAAAGUAAAAGGAAAUGAUUAACACAAAUGCAGGAUGAUAUAAUGCCGAGUUUGUUUACCACUUUGUAACUGGUUGUAUCAAUACACAACAGCUAUUAGCUAUUAGAGUAUUUUAGUGUCUGAUGUCUUGUUGGUGCAUGUGCCUGUGAAAGCUGGUUCAUAAAUAAAGUUAUAAAAAAUAAUUGUUUUAACAGGGUUGUAUGCAUUUAACUAGUGCGUAUACAGCCAAAGAGAUUUAACCGGUUAUAUGAGUAAUAGAAAUGCUGAAACAAUUGCAAACGGGGAUGAGGGCUUUCCUUCUAAUGGCUUCACGUGUGUGGACCUGCAUCUGCUUUCUCCUCAAGAAGCAGGUUAGAGCCAUUUCACAGAUGCAACCAGUUAAAUAUGAAAUAUUUCCACUGUCACCUCUAUCAAAACAUCGAUUAAGUAUAGUAAAGAGAAAAGUUCUAGUAUUAGAUUUAGAUGAAACAUUGAUCCAUUCACAUCAUGAUGGAGUAGCAAGACCAACAGUUAGACCUGGUACACCACCUGAUUUUGUACUGAAGGUGACAAUUGAUCGGCAUCCUGUUAGAUUUUUCGUCCACAAAAGACCGCAUGUUGACUUUUUUUUGGAUAUUGUAAGUCAAUGGUACGAAUUGGUAGUGUUUACAGCAUCAAUGGAAAUAUAUGGAGCUGCAGUAGCUGAUAAAUUGGACAACAAUCGUGGCAUUCUUAGACGUAGAUAUUACAGACAACACUGCACUCCUGAAAUGGGAUCAUAUACUAAGGAUUUAGCAGCUAUUUGUUCUGACUUAACGUCAGUUUUUAUACUUGACAAUAGUCCUGGUGCUUACAGAGCUUAUCCACAUAAUGCGAUACCAAUAAAAUCAUGGUUCAGCGAUGCCGGUGACACAGCGUUAUUAAGUUUAUUACCUGUACUCGAUGCACUUCGUUUUACUCAAGACGUACGCUCAGUGCUAUCAAGAAAUUUACAUUUACCACAUAGUGGUGGUGGCGGAUGGUAGCAGUCUAGUGUUUUUAUUAUGCUCGAUUGAUUUGCUGAAAUAGUUUAAUUAAUGGUAAUAUUAAUAAUUAUAAUAAUAAUAUUAAAAUAUUAAUUAAUUAUAAGAAUAAUAAUAAUAAUAAUAAUAAUAAUAACACGGGCAACAUAAAAAAUAAAUGUCAUACGUACGUAUACAUCGUGCGUUUUUUCAUUACACAUUUAAAUAAUUGAACUAGUAUCUUAUCUGUUACAAACAUCAUCAUUUAAUGCAACACGGUAUUGACUAUCAAAAAAAAAAAUAUUUAGUUUUUUUUUUUUUUUUUUUUUUUUUUUAUUAUUUUUUCAGUAUAAAAAUAAAAUAAUUUUUUUAUUUAUUAAUUUUCCUCAUUAACACACAAUUUAAUUAUUUUUUCAUUAAAUUUGUAAAUAAUGUAAAGCACUAUUCCGAAAUUAUGCAUUAGCCAAAGAUCAAUAUUCCAUGUAUUAUAUAUAUGGUUGAAUAAUUAUGUAAACGUGUUCAAAAUACAUUUGAUAAGUAUUUGGCUUAAAUGAUAAUUAAAAAUAUAAAAUUUUAAUUAAAUACAGUGUUAAAUUAUUUUUAUUAACAAUCAUAUUUUUUCCACGUAAUAUAUACGUUGAUAAAUCCUGUAUUUGAUUAAUAAAUAGUUCAAUGUAUAUUUAAAUGUAGAUUUAUAUUAUUGAUUAAUUAUUUACUGUGAAAAUGAUAAUUAUUAUUGUUUACUUUUACUAUAUAGCUACAGUAUGAUAUAUGAAAAAAUGAUAAAAUGUAAUAUUGAUCGGAAUGUUAUGUCUUUGUUAUAAAUAAUAGCAUUGAUAAAUUAAUUAUUAAUUAUUUAAUAAUAAACUAAUAAUAAUAAUAGUAAUAGUAUUAGUUUGUAGAAAUCUUGUUGAAGGUGUGUUAAUUAUAGACUCUUAAUAAAUGAUAAUAAUAAGA
This is a messenger RNA of Cotesia glomerata, 2185 nucleotides long. It is a transcript of the gene Dd, whose product is annotated as CTD nuclear envelope phosphatase 1 homolog. Gene Ontology annotation, molecular function: protein serine/threonine phosphatase activity. NCBI's taxonomy places the organism in Eukaryota, Metazoa, Arthropoda, Insecta, Hymenoptera, Braconidae. The transcript has 5 exons. The record is from RefSeq and is a predicted model, not a curated record. Bases 509 to 1252 code for a protein of 247 amino acids.